Molecule: messenger RNA, 5221 nt
Organism: Schistosoma haematobium
Lineage: Eukaryota; Metazoa; Platyhelminthes; Trematoda; Strigeidida; Schistosomatidae
Exons: 1
Coding region: 1985-2836 (283 amino acids)
Biological process (GO): proteolysis
Molecular function (GO): aspartic-type endopeptidase activity
Source: RefSeq, a predicted model, not a curated record
UAGUAUUUUAAAUACGUUUAUUGUGUACAAUGAAUGUGAAAUAGUUUUCAAUUGUUCUGAGCAAAUCUAAACAUAAAAAGUAAAAUAAAUAUGUUAUUAACCUCUAAUUACAAAAUGAAAUAAACUUACUUCUAUCGGAUGUGAGCUAGAUAGUGCAUCUAGACGUAAUGCAGAGGCUAACCGAUGAUAUGAAAAGUGUGUCUAAAAUAGUAAAUGGAAGAAAAAUAAAACAGGAAACCUUUUAAAAAGCAAUUAGUUAAUAAGAAACGUUCAAACAGAUGGUAAGUACAUCAUAACCCUACCUGUAUGUUACUCCUAGUCCCAAACCCGGAUGAAGGAGGAAGGCUGGGUAUGGAGUCAACGACCCCAUCCCGUAGAAAAAACCUUGCCAUAAUAACGCUAAUCAUAAAAAAUCAUUUGAACUUUGUCCUGAGAGUUAAAGGAUCUUUUUUUAGAAGGGCUGUAAUACCUCAUGGUGAAAGGUGAUAUUCUUCGGAAGUCACGAGGCAGAUGUCCCUUCUAACAACUAGAGAAACAAUUAACAUGUGUACGCUGGAUGUCCGCAGAACCAGUCAAAUAGCUGCGGAAAUUGGGAUAUAAAACUUGGCUGUAGGUGGAAUGAAUGAAACCAUUUCAACCCAACCCUGACAGAAUAGAUUAGCUUCAAGAGAGGUGAAGAAGAAAAUGCCUAGUAGAAACAAGGAGUUGCACUGAUGCUGUACAAAAAAAAAACAGGAAAAGCACUCAUAGGAUGUUAAUCUCAUGAAUCCAGAAUCAUCAAUAGAUCCUUUAAAACAAAGGAGGGGCUUACAGUGAAUGUUACCCAGUGCUAUGUGCCCGCCAAUGAUGGCAAAGAAAACGAGAUCAGUCUUGUGAGAGGCUGUAGUCUGUGGCAAGCCCAUUUGGCUACUGUAUCAUUUAUCUAUUCAUUGUAACUCAGACUCAAUUCACUAUGUUAAUUUCGGUGUGUAUGAUCGAAUGCAUGUCUGUACAUUAACUCUUAAGCUAUCUUCCUAUUGGUCUCAAUGUGCAGAUAAUCGAUAAUCUAUUCACACCCGAUUAACUCUCAAAUAUAUAUGGAUUUUUAACAGACUCACUCACACUCUCUCUGUUUCAUCGUGUGCUUGCUCACCGUACGCUUGUGGAUUAUUAUUAUUCAUUAACAAUAAACUAUCUCUAUAACUGGUGUUCAGGCUUUUUAAUAAUCUCGAGUAAAUUCGCAAUUCUACUAGGAGAUUAAGCCUACCUAAAAUACUCAGUUACGGGAUAUUAUUAUUUGGAGUCAGAUAUUGAGGACAUUAUCCUCAACAUAUUGGUGACCCGCCUUUAGAACGCGCACCAUUUUCCUACAAAGUCUGCUGCAUUCUCCUCAAGAGUAUCAUAAAGAACUUCAUAUUGGAAUUAUUAUUAUAAUUAAUAACAAUCCAUUGACAGUCAUAAUAAAUUCACUCAUAAUAUUUUCCCUUUGGAAUUAUUACUGUAUAUUCUCAUACAUAUACCCAAAGUGACAAUUUUUCUUUUCGGUGAGUCUUAUAUAUAUUUUUUUUGUUGUUAUUUUUUAUUUCUCUUCAUAUUGUAUAUUUCAAACCUCAGUUUAUUAUUAUUAUUGCUCCUUCGUACCAUGUCAGUUGAUAGUUCGUUAAGCCUUUCAUCUAAAUCUAUUUCCGUGGGUGCCAUCUCUGUACCUUUACCUACUUUUAAUCCAUGAAAGGCUGAACUCUGGUUCGCUCGCUUAGAAAGCUUUUUUGUAGCAAACAAAAUCACAAACCAGAGUACGAAAUUUAGUUAUGCAAAUUCACUGCUGCCAGAUGACGUCAUUGAACAAGUGCCGGAUGUCAUUUUUAAGCCGGAUCCUGACUCACCAUUCGAUUGUCUAAAAAGAGAGGUCAUUCGUGUCACAUCUCUCACCGACCAACAGACAAUUGAUCAACUUUUAGCCAACGUGGAGCUAGGUGACAAUACACCGUCACAGUUAAAACGCCACAUGACAAACUUGUUAGGAAAUCGUACAGUAGACAAACGUCUACUAUAUCAAUUGUGGCUCAGACGUCUCCCUCAAAACAUUCAACAGAUACUUGCAAUUGGAGACGAAGACGUCGAUUUUGAUAGGCUAGCAGACAUAGCCGACAGAAUUUACGAACGGUCCAAGACUCACCUUGUAUCUCAAAUCCAAUCAAGCUCAGCUGACGAGAUCGCCGAGUUACGACGAUCAGUUGAUACCCUUACGAAACAGAUAGCUCAGAUCCAAUUAUUGAAUGCCUCCCACAGCAAGCGUAGAGGAACAUCCACAAGCCGUAGACGACGUAGUCCAAGCACUACUAGACACAACAUUUGUUGGUACCAUAGAACAUAUGGCAAACAAGCUAGAAAAUGUACUCCGCCUUGUGACUUUGCAAGCACACAGAAAAAGGAACGUCAAGACCGUAGGUUAAUGACGACUGCACUCACAGACCACAACUUUCAAGACAGUCGUCUAUUAUAUGUUACAGACAAAAGAACCGGCACACAGUUUUUAGUCGACACUGGGGCAGAGGUUAGUGUAGUACCACCUACUGCACUCGAGAAAAACACACCUGACCCCAAACUAAAACUACAAGCUGCAAACAGGUCUGACAUCAAGACGUACGGCAAAAGGCGGUUGCAAUUAAAUUUCGGUCCUAAAUCUAAUUUUUCCUGGAGUUUCAUCAUAGCGGACGUCCUCGUUCCUAUAAUCGGCAUUGAUUUUCUGCAAUUCCACAAAAUACUGGUAGACGUCAGAAAUAGGAAACUUGUCCUUGCCGAACAAAGUAAAGAAAUUAGAGGAUUUAUAUCAAAUGAGACUUCCAUACAUUUAUAAGUUAAACCUCGUCACGAGAACGACAAAUACGUCAAUUUACUUAAUCAGUUUCCAGAUUUAUUACGACCGAGUUUCAAACACGACAAACCGAUGCAUACCGUCGUACACCACAUAAAGACAGAGGGUCCACCAGUGUUCGCACGUCCAAGACGCCUUGAUCCCUCUCGUCUGGCUAUCGCAAAGAACGAAUUCAACAAAAUGAUUGAGUUGGGCAUCAUACGCCCCUCCGAUAGUCCGUGGGCAUCACCGCUCCAUAUGGUACCUAAGAAAAACUUCCGAAGUUAGACCGUGCGGUGACUAUAGAGCUCUCAACAGCCGGACCAUACCAGAUAGAUAUCCUCUCCCACAUCUGCAUGACUUCACUCAUAGCCUAUCUGACGUGUCGAUCUUUUCGAAAAUUGAUCUCGUCCGUGCUUACCAUCACAUUCCAAUUCAUCCAGAUGAUGUUCCUAAAACAGCCAUUACUACCCCCUUUGGACUAUACGAAUUCGUCCGUAUGCCUUUCGGAUUAAGGAAUGCUGCACAAAGUUUCCAGCGUUUUAUUGACCAAGUGGUACGGAGCUUACCGUUUGUGUAUGCUUACAUAGAUGACCUACUUAUAGCAAGCAAAGAUGAAAAUGAACAUCUAACUCAUCUGAAAAUGCUUUUUGAGAAGCUAAACGAGUAUGGGUUAGCGGUCAAUCCUGACAAAUGUGAGUUCGGAAAACAAUCCCUCACCUUUUUAGGUCACGUACUUGAUAAGCAAGGCAUUAAACCAGUUCCUGAGGAAACACAAGCUAUCAAAAAUUAUCCUUUGCCUGAUUCAUUCAAGAAACUACGACGUUUCCUUGGGAAGAUCAACUUUUACAGACGUUUUAUCCCUAAAUGUGCAGACUUAGCAAAACCACUAACUGAUUUAUUAAGGGGACGAGCUAAAUCAUUAGCAAUGACACCGCAAGCAAUUCAAGCAUUUGAUCAGUUGAAAAGCGCUUUAAGCACAGAGGCAUUACUCGCACGAUGAAAGGUUGAUGCACCUUUAGCAAUAAUGACCGACGCUUCUAACGUAGCAGUAGGUGCUGUACUUCAGCAACGUGUCAAUGAACAAUGGCAACCCCUUGCAUUUUUCUCAAAAAAGCUAAACGCAACGCAAACAAAAUAUAGCACAUUCGGUAGAGAACUGUUGGCUAUCUACUUAGCCAUCAAACACUUUCGCUACAUGUUAGAAGGCAAUUCUUUCACGAUAUAUACUGAUCACAAACCUCUAAGUCCUUGAUGCACAAUCAUGAUAAAUAUAGUCCGCGCGAAAUUCGUCAACUAGAAUUCAUUUCACAAUUUGCAGCUGAUAUACGCUAUAUUAAAGGCAAUGCAAAUGAGGCAGCAGAUGCACUAUCGAGAUUAAAUAUCAAUACCUUCUCGAUCCCUGAUAUAGACUAUCAAGAAAUGGCAAAGCAUCAAAAGCUCGAUACGGAGCUACAAAAGCUUUUGCAGUCUAAGGAAACGAAAUUAUUAUUCCAAAACAUCCCCAUAAACAACAAGGACACCUUAACUUGUGAUACCUCAACAGGUAAAACUCGCCCUUUUGUACCUUUCGGUAUGAGACGAAAUAUUUUUGAGAAAAAACAGACAACUGUAAAACCGUCUAAACCUGCAGCAGAGCAAGCACCAUUCAAACUACCUGCAACAAGCAGCACUUCAAAUCAAAGUUCAGCAGCAGCACAAACUACAACAAGAUCAGGAAGAAGAGUACAUUGGCCAGAUAGGAAUGUAGCAACCACUAUAUUUAUCUAGACCAAAUCCUGAGACUACUCUUAUAACACAUAAAAAUCCUACUUUAUUUUGAUUACAAUUUUUUUUAUUGGCCCCACGGAUCAUCAUUAUGCUUACAUUUUAACUUAAUACAAUUCAUUAAUGUUAAAUAUACACUUGUAUAUACAUGAUAUGAAACGUUUCAACACACAAGCUGUUAUUACAAUUUUACGCUUACUCAUCAUAUUGAGUUGUACUUUCAUUUUUAAAACAGUUCCGUUCUUUAUCUCUUUGUCGAACAUAGAUGUUAAUCCAAUUUUUUUUUGGUACAUAAAAACAUCAAUGUUCUGGAUGGGAGCUUAUGUGGCAAGCCCAUUUGGCUACUGUAUCAUUUAUCUAUUCAUUGUAACUCAGACUCAAUUCACUAUGUUAAUUUCGGUGUGUAUGAUCGAAUGCAUGUCUGUACAUUAACUCUUAAGCUAUCUUCCUAUUGGUCUCAAUGUGCAGAUAAUCGAUAAUCUAUUCACACCCGAUUAACUCUCAAAUAUAUAUGGAUUUUUAACAGACUCACUCACACUCUCUCUGUUUCAUCGUGUGCUUGCUCACCGUACGCUUGUGGAUUAUUAUUAUUCAUUAACAAUAAACUAUCUCUAUAACUGG